AUGUAUUUGCAGAGUUUCGAUUACGAGAUCCGGUUCCGGAAGUCUACGGAUCAUGCGAAUGCUGAUGCCAUGUCGAGGAUUCCGUUAGGAGUAGCUGAUCCCCAGAAUGAGAUUGAGGAGUCGGAUGCUGUGGAAUUGAGUCAAAUCGAUACUCUACCCUUGACUGCUGCCGAGUUAGGUCAAGCUACGGCGGGGGAUCAGACGGUGCAAAAACUGAUCCAAGGCAUCAAGCACGGCCAGCUGGUGGAAGCGAAGGAUCGUUUCGGAAUCGAACAGAACGAAUUCUCUCUACAAAAAGGAUGCUUGCUUCGGGGAAUUCGAGUGUACGUGCCUACAGUUCUCCGGAAACGUGUGCUGGAUGAAUUACAUUCUACUCACUUCGGUACAACCCGUACGAAGUCGCUGGCAAGAGGCUAUUGUUGGUGGCCUGGUUUGGAUCGGGAGAUCGAAGAAUUGAUUGCGAACUGCGCUGACUGCCAGUCAGUACGUGCGGAACCUGCGAAGAUGAACGUUCAUUGCUGGGAAUCACCAAGUGAACCGUUUCAAAGGGUCCAUGUUGACUUUGCGGGUCCUUUCAUGGAUACCUACUUCUUCAUCUACGUGGAUGCGUUCAGUAAGUGGCCGGAGAUCGAAGUGUGCAGAUCCAUUACGGCCGAAUGCACCGUAAACAUGUGUCGCAAGAUCUUCAGUAUGUUUGGCAUACCGUCAGUCCUGGUGAGCAACCAUGGCGUCCAGUUUACUUCGGAAGUUUUCCAGCGGUUCCUGAAGAUGAACGGUGUAGUUCACAAAAUGGGAGCGCCGUAUCAUCCGGCAACGAAUGGACAAGCGGAGCGGUACGUCCAGACGUUCAAGCAGAAAUUGAAGGCACUGAAGUGUUCCAAGUCUCAGCUGAACCUGGAACUGUCUAACAUUCUUCUUACCUACCGCAAGAUGAUCCAUCCGUCUACCGGGAAAUCACAAGGCUGA
Ochlerotatus camptorhynchus is the source of this 966-nucleotide messenger RNA. RefSeq lists its product as uncharacterized. Gene Ontology annotation, biological process: DNA integration. The transcript has a single exon. NCBI's taxonomy places the organism in Eukaryota, Metazoa, Arthropoda, Insecta, Diptera, Culicidae. Bases 1 to 966 code for a protein of 321 amino acids. The record is from RefSeq and is a predicted model, not a curated record. Gene Ontology annotation, molecular function: nucleic acid binding.